AUGUUAACAACACACUUCCGUUGUUGCAUUUCACCACGGGUUUCGGGCGCUUAUUCUCUCUUCCCCUUGUUCCUCCCAUGUAUCAAAAGGAAGCGGUUGAUGAUGCUACCGGCGUGUGUAAUCCCGAUGCAUGGCGCAUUGAAACUCGCCAUACUGCUGAUGUUGGUAUGGUGCUGUUCCUUGUGUCUCGCGAAGUCAGGUGGCCGCUGCAUGUUCGAUGAAAUUGCGGCGAAAGCUGGACGUCCACGGGUUUUGGCGCUGCGAAGGACUAAAGCAGGCAUGGAGAAUGUAAAGUAUGACAGGACAGGUUCCGUUGACCCUGAGUGGCAGCACAUCCGUAUUGUUGUUUUCGCAGAAGACAUGAAGGACCGGUCGCGAUAUUGCACGUCUGCAGGGCAGGAACGACCAACGUUUUUCGGAGAAACAGCGACAUGUUCACAAGAAGACAUUUUGACAGCCGCUAAGAGAGAUAUUGCCGUCACGAAGCUUCUUCCUUCAGCUGUCCAGAUGCAUAUGGAUAGGUUACUCGUCGACCCUAUAACUGAACCCCUUGUCUUUCCUCCAUUUGAUGGUUCGGUGUGCUCUGAGUUCAAAGUACCGUCAAGUCAUUUCUCAGAGGGCGUACCUGACGCUGAUAUGGUAAUGUAUGCUGCAGCGGGUCCAACGCCGGAGGGUGUGGCUGCCUGGGCUACGGGUUGCAUAACUCUUGACGAUGGGCGUGCUGUGGCUGGCGUAACUAACCUUGGCCCCGGUUCCAUUAGCCUGUCGGAGACCAGCAUUCGCACAGCUGCUCAUGAGAUUGCCCACGCCCUUGGGUUCGAUUUCGAAGCGAUGAACGAUGCCGGUAUGGUGCAAAGAAUUCCCGGUGUUCGUGGAAAGGUUGAUGUGACACUCAUUUCGUCACCCAGGACACUGCAGAAGGCCCGCGAACACUACAAUUGUCCCGAUGCCCCUGGAAUGGAACUGGAGGACGAAGGUGGUAGUGGCACCGCAUUAUCACACUGGGAGCGGCGCAAUGCGAAGGAUGAGAUCAUGUCUGGUAUUUCUUCACCUGGUCGAUACACAGCGCUAACGAUGGCGGCGUUUGAGGAUCUGGGAUAUUACCGUGGUGCCUGGGGGAGCGAAGAACCUAUGGGUUGGGGAAACAACUCUGGUUGUGAGCUACUCAACGAAAGCUGUUUGGUGAACGGUGUGACAGCGCACCCGGAUAUGUUCUGCAACGAAACCGUGAGCAAGCUGGUUUGUAACUCGGAGCGAGAUGGUCUUGGAAGGUGUAAUGUAAUUAAGCAUGAAAAUCCACUUCCACCGCAAUACCAUUACUUUUCAGAUCCUUCACGUGGUGCCCCCUCCCAUCUCUUGAUGGACUACUGCCCGUCCAUUGACGCGUUCUCCAACACGCCUUGUGCCGACGGCGAAACGAAAUUCAUGCGUGGAAGUUUGAUAGGACCGUCGUCAAUGUGUCUGAAGGCCGAGGGACUCCGUGACAGUCAGGGCGUCAUUGGCGAUGUUUGUGCGGAUGUGCGGUGUGAUGGUGGUGAAGUAAGCAUUCGUUAUCUUGGGGAUGAUGCAUGGCAUCCGUGCCCAGAAGGCAGUCACAUCAAACCGACUACAACAUUCACGGAUGGCGUCAUUGUUUGCCCGACUUACAGUGAGGUUUGUAUCAAAGCAACAGUGGUUGUACGCCCUUCUUCAGCCAGCUACCGUUCUUCAGUGCCGCAAUCGCUGCUUCUCACCCUAUUCGCUAUAGUUUAUGCUGCCUGUUAA
Trypanosoma brucei brucei TREU927 is the source of this 1764-nucleotide messenger RNA. RefSeq names its product major surface protease gp63, putative. The record is from RefSeq and is a predicted model, not a curated record. Lineage: Eukaryota; Euglenozoa; Kinetoplastea; Trypanosomatida; Trypanosomatidae. Gene Ontology annotation, biological process: proteolysis; cell adhesion. The transcript has a single exon. Gene Ontology annotation, cellular component: membrane; cytoplasm. Gene Ontology annotation, molecular function: metalloendopeptidase activity. Bases 1 to 1764 code for a protein of 587 amino acids.